AUGAACUGGGUAGGCGGGUGUGAGAUGUGCGUGGGUGAGCUCCAACCGGACUACCGUGAGCUGAACAUGGGCAAACUCCACACCCGGCUGCAGCGAGCUAGGCAGGUGGAGGCAGAGGUGUUCCUGGCUGCUGGCCAGGUGUCCGACCCUCGUGGUGGAGGCGGCAGUGGUCUCCCUCACCACGAGUGGGCGGCGCAGCGCGGCUGGUGGAGCUCGUGCGCACGCGACUAG
Molecule: messenger RNA, 231 nt
Organism: Miscanthus lutarioriparius
Lineage: Eukaryota; Viridiplantae; Streptophyta; Magnoliopsida; Poales; Poaceae
Source: the annotation of a GenBank genome assembly